Cryptotermes secundus is the source of this 1338-nucleotide messenger RNA. RefSeq names its product MAR-binding filament-like protein 1-1. NCBI's taxonomy places the organism in Eukaryota, Metazoa, Arthropoda, Insecta, Blattodea, Kalotermitidae. The transcript has a single exon. The record is from RefSeq and is a predicted model, not a curated record. Bases 1 to 1338 code for a protein of 445 amino acids.
AUGGCUCAAGACAGAAGAUCGUCAUUCCGUGAUACUCAAAAGCACAUGGCAGGCGAAACAGAGACCAUGAAGUCGGAGUGCGACUCCCAGAAACUAGAACUUCGAGACCCACGUAGGGAUGCUUGGGAACUAGAAAAAUAUGUCAGCAAAUUCAUGGAAGACGAAGACGAGCUGAGAUUUGAAGCAGAGAAGCACCUAGCCCAAUAUAAAGAAUGUGGUACACUGGCAAAUGAGCUAAAUGAUCUAAAGCAAAAGUACAAAAACAUGACACAAGAAAGAAACCAUUUAUUGUCAGAAGUCAGAAUUAUGGCAGAGAAUAGAGACAUCAUAAAGAUGGACAGAGACACCAUAGAACUUGAAAUAAACAAUCUCGAAACCCAGCAUGAGAAUUCUGCCCUGCUGGAAGGGCAAUUAAACAAAGAAAGAGUGCAGUCUGACUACAUCGCAAAAGACAGAGAAGCUUUCGAAUUGAAAUCCCGACGCUCAGGAGCGAAUUUUGAGGCUAUGUCGAAGGUUAUGGAGACCCUAAAAGUUGAAGCAGAAGAACUGCGAGUCCAGUGUAAGCAGUAUGCUCUGCUGCAAAAUCAACUAAACACUGCACAACAGCAAUGGGAAAAUGUCCAGAAAGAGAGAAUCGCUUUUGUGCUUAGAGCUCAGCAAUUAGCAGAGAGUAGAGAGACUAUGAAAGUUGAGAGCGACGCCCUUAAAUGUGAAACAGAAAAUCUCAAAGCCAAGAUUAAGGAGACAGAUCUGCUGCAAGAGCAAUUAAACACAGCAAAACGCCUUUGUGACAACAUGAAAAGAGAGGGAGACCAUUUGAAAUUACAAGCCCAAAGGGCAGCAGGCAAUAGAAAGGCCAUGACCGAGGAUAUACACACCUUAAAACUUGAAAUAGAAAAGCUUCGCGCUCAGUGCAAAAAUAAUGCGGUACUGGAACAGCAAUUACAGACUGUUAAACAUCAGUUCGAAAAUAUAAAGAAAGAAAGAAAUGCUUUCAUAUUAAAAGCGCAACGCACAGCAGCGGACAGAGAGGCCGUGAGAAAGGAAAGGAACCACGUGAAACUAGUGUUAGAUGAUCUCCGUGCGCAGCGUUACGUAGCUGCUCAACAGGGACAGCAAUUAAAUGUUGUAAGAGAACACUACGACAACAUCGGAAAAGAUAUAGAUUCCUUUAUUCUCGAAUUACAACACACAGGAACGGAUACAGAAUCCACAGAGGAGGACCUCGACGAUGUUGCUCGACUGGAAGACCAAUUAAACGUUGUAAGAGAACACUACGACAAUAUCGCAAAAUGGAGGCCCUUUAAUAGUCGAAGUUCAACACAUGGGAACGUAUAG